This is a messenger RNA of Peronospora matthiolae, 654 nucleotides long. The record is from the annotation of a GenBank genome assembly. NCBI's taxonomy places the organism in Eukaryota, Oomycota, Peronosporomycetes, Peronosporales, Peronosporaceae.
AUGCAUCUGACGACUGCAACGCGACCGGGCAUCGCCUAUGCUGUAAGCUUUGUGUCACGGUUCAUGGAGAAACCCCAAGAAGAACACUGGGUUGCAGUCAAGCGCAUCUUCCGCUACCUACAAGGCACCAAGAUGCAUGGAAUCUGCUACAAGCCAAGUGCGAAGAUCGACUUUCGUGGCUAUUCAGAUGCAGACUGGGCCGGUGACCUUGCUGAUCGCAAAUCGACGUCCGGCUACGUCUUCAUGCUAUUGGGUGCUCCGGUGAGUUGGGGCAGCAAGAAACAGCCAAGUGUGUCACUGUCUACAAGCGAAGCGGAGUACAUCGCGCUCAGCCUGGCGAUCCAAGAAGGCAAGUGGAUCAAUCGCUUGCUGUGCGAAAUCAUGGCGGCUGCAAACGAAGAAGGAUCCGAGCUUGUCAUCCGUGAAGACAACCAGUCGUGCAUCAAGAUGAUGAAGAAUCGGGUCAACCACGGCCGCGCUAAACACAUCGACAUCAAGUACCAUCACAUCCGUGAUGAAGUCAAGCGCGGCGAAGUGAAGCUUGAAUACUGCGAGACGACGUUGAUGUUGGCGGACAUCAUGACGAAGGGACUUCACGGACCGCGUCACAAGGACUUGACGGCGGCGCUUGGCAUCCGUGCGUGUUCGGAUUGA